Messenger RNA from Paramormyrops kingsleyae, 925 nucleotides. The record is from RefSeq and is a predicted model, not a curated record. NCBI's taxonomy places the organism in Eukaryota, Metazoa, Chordata, Actinopteri, Osteoglossiformes, Mormyridae.
GAAGGGGAACGUGUAAGAAGUAAAAUCGAGAUGGCCAAGUACCUUGCAGGGUCCUUCGACCUUACCAUGUUUGACUUCAAGUCUGGAGUGUUUUUGGAUGACAGAGCCAUUAGGGGGAUGAAGCGACGAAAGGGGGGGAAUGCAUCGGUCACUGCUGCGUCAGCUGCCAUUGAGAAAGGAGCUGCGUCAGACGCCACUGAGGAAGGCGCUGCGUCAGUUGCCAAGGAGGAAAGCGCUGCAUCGGUCACCACAGAGGAAGGCGCUGCGUCAUCAGGGCCGAGUUUGACUCCUGAGAAGGCCGGCAGCUGGGAUGGCUCCUGCACCCCUCCAGCUGUCCCCACUAACACCCCUGGCCAAAAUUCCUCCAUGCAGAAGUUCACCCCUCCCCGGGUGGUUGUUUCGCAGAAGGCUGUGUCCCCACGCUUAAUGCCAGCCACCCGGAGAAACAGCACCUCUCCCGGCUCGCCUUGCUCUCCGAGUGACUCCCCUCACUCCGUAAAAGCCACUUCUGUCCCCCUCGGUGUGCCGCUCCGUAGAGGGGGCAGCGUUUUGUCCCUCUGUCUCACAGAUAUCGCUCACCAGAGGUUCAGUGCUCCUUCCACUCCUAGCAGGGACGAUCCUCCCCUUAAUCUGCCAUACUUGAACCCUUCACUGAUCCCGCUGAGUCCUGCCUCAUCACCUGAAAGAAACUAUAACCCAGCGCUAGAGGACCAGUGUCUCAUGAAUUCCCCAGUGUCCAGUGCCCCCAGUCGAGCCCUGAGCCCCCUGUCUGCGCCCUGCAACUCUGAACUGCCACUCAAUGGAGUGCUUACGCUCUUCGACUCAUCAGAGUCUCUUCCCCGUACCUGUAUAAAAUGUGGAACCUCCUUCCAUGAUGAGGAGAUUGUGGAGCCAGAUGGUGCAACUCUAUGUCCCAGUUGCAUAC